GGGCCGUUGUUCCAGGGAGAACUGCAAGUACCUGCACCCUCCUCCCCAUCUAAAGACCCAGCUGGAGAUCAAUGGCAGGAACAAUCUGAUUCAGCAGAAAAAUAUGGCCAUGCUAGCCCAGCAGAUGCAGCUCGCCAAUGCUAUGAUGCCUGGCACUCAGCUACCCCCCAUGCCCAUGUUUUCGAUGACACCAGGCCUGGCCACCAAUGCAAGCGCAGCAGCAGCUGCUGCCGCUGCAGCCUUCAACCCUUACCUGAGCCCAAUGUCUCCAAGCCUGAUGCCUCCAGAGAUCCUGCCCAGCACCCCUGUGCUUAUGUCAUCCAGCCCCAACCUUAGCCAAGUUCCCAACGCUGCUGCUGCUGCAGCCCAGAAACUGCUGAGAACAGACAGACUUGAGGUGUGUCGUGAGUAUCAGAGGGGAAACUGUGCUCGGGGGGAGGGCGAGUGCCGCUUCGCUCACCCCGCAGAUAGCACCAUGAUCGACACCAACGAUAACACCGUAACCGUGUGCAUGGACUACAUCAAGGGUCGGUGCACUAGGGAAAAGUGCAAGUACUUCCACCCUCCUGCCCAUCUGCAGGCUAAAAUUAAGGCCACCCAGCAUCAGGUGAACCAGGCCACGGCUGCCGCGGCCAUGACUCAGUCGGCUGUCAAAUCACUGAAGCGACCCCUCGACGCAACCUUUGACCUGGGCAUCACCCCUAGUGUCAUGGCUCCCCUCCCAAAGCGGGCAGCCCUGGAGAAGGCCAACGGGGCCACAGCCAUGUUUAACACCGGCAUGCUUCAGUACCAACAAGCCCUGGCCAGCAUGCAGUUUCAGCAGCAGGCUGCUUUCCUCCCAUCAGGCUCAAUAUUGUGCAUGACACCUACAGCCAGCGUUGUUCCCAUGAUGCACGGUGGUACUCCAGCCACUGUGUCUGCAGCCACCACAUCUGCCACAAGCGUUCCCUUCGCAACUGCCUCCACCAAUCAGGACUCUUCCUUAUCAAAGUUGACUACCAACGAAUACAUGCAAUUGAUUCCAAUAAUAUCUGCAGAUCAUCUGAGUAGUCACAAGUACUUGACUCAAAUGUAGUUCCUCUUAAGAACAAUCAAAUGAAUGUGUGCUGGCACCGUCCAAGCCAAAAGAGUUAAGCCUUUAUGUACAUAACCUUCAGAAUGUCAAGCAAUGGGACAAGGAGGGUCAGCCAUCUCUUAGCCUGUCCACAAUGAGGGACUCGUCACAUGCGUCAAGGGUACAACACAUGAUCUGUGCCAUCUUCCCACAUAUCAAUAUCCAGAAGAAUUUGCCGUCAGAGUCAACGUCCAGCCAAGAAGAGGAGGAUCACGUGAUACAUCGGUGUAUCUGAAUCCGUUUGCUCUACUUGUUAUCAUUACUGCAUGCACAGGAGGUCAAGAGCGAUGUUACAUGAGACAACAUCUAGUGCUGGUACGUUAAUAGACCAACAGUUUCCUUCCUUUUAUCUACUUUUUUUUUUUCAGCUUCGUUUGUAAUCGAUAGCCAUAUUUCAUAGUUUACAAGUGGAAUGCAAAUAUGCACCUUGAAUUUAAUUGAAUUCUGAAAGGCACAAUGAUAAUAACAGAUAUUUUUCUUCUGUCUUUUUUUGUUUUGUUUUGUUUUUCUCUGCCAAAUGCAUUCGGCAUGUACAGUAUUGUGUUAAACGGCUACUAGUGAAACUAGAUGUUGAAAUGAGGGUGUUGGACAUAUGAAUGUUCUGGGUUAACCAACAUACCUGUGUACCUUGAAAGCACAGCCAGGCUAGCUUUUCUCACCUUGUCAUGUGCCAUCAAGGCCAUACAGCUAAAACCAGAGUGUUAUCUCAGCAGUGUUAUUUGUUUACCGAAGGUAAAACUUUUGUAAGGCUCUUUUUGUAUUGUUUUCUUUAAGAAUCUCCAUUGUGAGUGUGUGUGUUUUUUUAUUACUAUUAUUAUUAUUAUUAUUUUAAUCUUCCUUUUUUUUUUUUUUUUUUAGAAUGAUUUAGAUUUGAAAGUGGGGUUUAAUUUGUUUUUUUUUUUGUUAUCAAAACAGAGGGUCUUUCUAAAAUCCGUCAUGCCUCUUUUAACUAAUUUUUAUUUGUCACGAUAAGUUUUUAAUCAAGUCCGUCGACUCUAAAGCCUGGGAAAUAGAGGGAAUGGUUUUAAUUAGCGUGUUUUUACCUGAUUCCCUUCGUUUUCAAAUAGUAGUAGCUCUGCAAGAAACUCUUUUGUUUUCAGGCCCUAAACGUCUGGUAGGUCAUUAAAACAUGCGUGCACUUCAAUUUGUCAGGUCACUGUUUUAGCUUCUCCUGUUUUUCUUUUUUUUGCUAGAAUGCAACGUGCAUUUCAAGUAAAAAUAUGAAGCUUUUGUUGAUCUCUCUAUGAAACCAAAGCACAGAUUUGCUCUUAAGUCUUACAUUUAGGUUGAGGCUUACAGAUGAGAAAAUAAUUUCAAGUUUUUCCUCCAUCUGCAUGUGUUUUAUGAUUAUUUCCCUCUUAGAUUUUUGCAGAAGCGUGUGCUGUGUCUUUACCGAUGUUAUAUACCUAACAAAGCCUUAGAUCACAAUGUUUGGGUCUGUACCCAAUCAAAUAUCCCUUCAAUCACCUCGCAGGAAAUAGAAAAAACACCAAUGACAUUUUGAAAUUCUCUCAUAACACUUUUAAACUUCACCUUUUUUUUUUUUUGUUAAUCUGUUUCUCUUAAAAAAAGAAAUACUCUCCUUAAUUUCAUUACAUUUAUGUGUUAUGUACUACUUAAGAAUUUUAAUCUAUUUGAGGUAUGUAGUUUUAGAUUUUUUUCUUGUUUUGUGUCUUAUUAUAUUAUUACCUGACAACAGUCAUAUAGCCGUUGUAGACAUUAAGAUAGUAUGACAUUCAUAACUUUUUCAAACCAUGUAGAGGAUAAUGUGUUUAAAUACUCACUUCAUUCAUAUAGCUGGACGUCUUUCUCCUUUGUUGUAUUUGUCAUUUGAUUUUAUUGAUGAGAAACUUUUUGAUACAAGGAAUAAGAUGUUGGAGAAGCUUUUAUCUUCCUUGUAACAUGUCAAUGUCAUGUUUGGAAAAUACUAUAUUGUAUGGAAAAAAAAUGGAUUGUCCAUGUUUUAGAGAGGAAAAAAUAUUUUCUACUGUAUCCAUUUCAAAAAGAGAUGUAGUUUUGUUUUAAAUAUUAAGUUUGCCCUGAAUGUCAGGCCAAAACGAGCAGUGAGAUUGAUGUCGAUGUAUGUUGAGAUACGGGGUGAGGAAAGUCGAGACUUCCCCCCUCCCACUGGGGAAGAGUCGGAAAUGCUGCAGAUAAUGAGUUUUAACCUAAGGGACAAAGGUUAACAUUUUGCACUUCUGUAUAUAGUAAAAUUAACAGAGAAAUAAAAAAAUACAUGUACCAUAAUGAGAUAUUAUUUUGAAUAAAAGAAAAAAAGAUCUAUAAUUAUAAGAAAUUUUGCUAGAUUAAUUUAAAAAUUCUUAAAUUAGAAGACCAGCUAAAAAUUUGCUUGCAAACAAGGGCACUAGUUUCUGGGCCAAUGCAUUCAGAGAAAGCUAUGCGCUUAUUUUCUAGGUGGCUCCUAAUGCCAGGGAAUGUUGCAGGGGAACAGAUGUCCCCGUGUCACGCUAACUCUACGCCUCUGAUAGGAUGACAUAUCCAUUAAGGUUCAUAUACUCACUUACUGGACAAGCAGUGUCCCAUGGUACAGUAGAUACAUAAAUCUAUGAAAAAAUAUAUCUUCUAUUAUAUUUGAUUUGAUUGCAUGUAAACAAAAGAAGCUGUGUAGAUAUAUAAAGAAAGAAGGCACCUUCAGAAUACAGGAUCCACAGUACUUUUCAAUGAAUCGUAAGUUAUUUUGUUUCUGAAAUCAUACAUGCAGUAGAAAUUAUCUACAGUGUGGAGAAAUAAUACUUUAAAAUUGAGUCAUCUUACUGAAGUGUUUCCAAUCAAACAAGUUAUUUAACGGAUAAUAACCUAUUAGCACUCGUCCACCUCAGAUAUGUUCAGAUAGAGACUUCCAGUCCCCACUAACUCACAAGCAGUCGUUCCUGCUUUUCGUUGCUGUGCACUCAGCAGGUGAAGGCUCGUCAAACCAAAUGCACAUUUGGCAAAUUCCUCUUUAAGAUGAAUGUAAUAGUCAGUGUCGAUACGUUUCUAUCUUGAGGCUGCUUUGUAUAGUCGCUACAUAACCAAAGCGCUUUUUUGUUUUUUCUCAAAAAAACAAGACUUUUUAAGUCUUCUGGCUGCAACCAAGGUCUUUCUUCCCUGCUGGGUGCACAUGUUUGCUUUUAACUGCUUUUUACCUGUAAGUGCACCAACCAGUUAUGUAUUUGCUAACAGCUGUCACACAAUAAUGUACUAUUCUGUCUCCAGAUUUGUUUAUGCUCAUUUUAAUGUUGCCAUAAUUGACUCUUGCUGUAUGGAUGAAAACAAAAACAAAAAAAUCUGAAUAAAACUAUUUGAUUUGCUCAUGCAA
Molecule: messenger RNA, 4433 nt
Organism: Cyprinodon tularosa
Lineage: Eukaryota; Metazoa; Chordata; Actinopteri; Cyprinodontiformes; Cyprinodontidae
Product: muscleblind-like protein 1
Exons: 10
Coding region: 104-1075 (323 amino acids)
Molecular function (GO): metal ion binding
Source: RefSeq, a predicted model, not a curated record